Molecule: messenger RNA, 1372 nt
Organism: Heteronotia binoei (common prickly gecko)
Lineage: Eukaryota; Metazoa; Chordata; Lepidosauria; Squamata; Gekkonidae
Exons: 7
Coding region: 142-1152 (336 amino acids)
Source: RefSeq, a predicted model, not a curated record
UGGGGGGAGAGAGUCAGCCGCUGUGGGUGAUGAUGCCCUGUUUGGAUAUGUGAACCGCAGACCUCUGUGAUCUGGAGGGAGGCGGGGAUAGCAACGCCGAGUCACACUUCUUUUUGGAAGCCUCAUUGUCUUUGGGGGACUAUGAAGGUGCCUCGUUUAAAGCUUAAGAAUUUAAUGGCUUUGGAUGUGGCAGAUGCUGGUGUCCUGAAAUGCAAUGUGAUCCGUUUGUUGCUCAAGCACCCUCAGGGAAUCAAAUAUGGGGAUUUUUCUGGUGCUUUCUACAAGCUUCAUGGCCACCACCCCCAGGUGGCUCUUCAUGGGUAUAGUUCACUCAAGUACUUGCUGACUGACAUGAAGAACAUGGUAGUCCUAAAAAAGAAUUCCCAAACAACAGUCAUCAAGUUGGCCAGUGGCAUUCCUUUUAAUCAGUGGCUGGACGAAAGGGAAGGAUGGGGCAGCUCUGAAGAAGGAUGGGACGACUUUGAAGGAUGGGACAGCUAUGAAGAGGAAAUGCAGACCUCAAAGAAUGAAGAAGCAAAGAAAGAAGCAGUUCUGGCUGCUGCUGUAGUGCCUAUCCUCACUAUCCUUCGAGACUAUCCAAAUGGUAUGGAACUGCAAACACUGACGGAGACUUUGAAGAAGUGUGGAUUUGACUUAGAGCAUUUCAGCCAAGAUAUGGGUCACAGUGAUACAAUAUACUGCCUGCUUGAGAUGCCAGGGUUGUAUUUGUUGAAUGACAUGGUGCCUUAUAACUGCAUGGUCCAGACAUUCAGUGCUCAUUCUUCUUUACACAAACCCUUGUCUUCCAGGACUUUGAGCACCUUCCUUGAGCAUUCUAUAGAAGCAAAGCCAGUUUCCCACAGCUCUACAACAUCCCAGGCCAGCGCUUCUCUUUCUCGUGACUUGGAUCGCCUUGCCAGCAAAUCUAAAACCCCAAACCAAAAUGUGCUAGAAAAGAAACCUGUACCCCACAGCUUCAUGACAUCCCAGGCCACCUCUUCUCCAUCUAAAACCCUGGACCAAAAUGUGCUAGGAAAGAAACCUGAAGUUGCAGAAGCAUCUUCUAACCUCGAAGGGAUUCGAUCUGGAGAAGUUCAGCAUUGCUUUAGGCUACAAGAACACAUUGGAAUUUUUGGAGCAACAAAUGCCUGAACUGAAGAUCAAAUACAGUGGAAAUGAAGGCAACUGUGUUGUUAUGCAAGCAUCCCAGAGCUUCAUGACAUCCCAGGCCACCACUUCUCCAUCCUGUGACUUGGAUCGGUCUAAAUCUAAAACCCUGGACCAAACUGUGUUAGGAAAGAGACCUGGUAUGAUUGUAUUUUAACUGUGAAGUAUUCUGGGGAAUAAACUCAAGCACAGAAGGAGGAAGGAA